GUGGAGCACCAGAGGAGCGCAGCGCGCCACGCCGAGAGCGCACGGGAACUUGUAGAGAGCAGUCCUGCUCUUAUUAUCGUCAUCCCCUCUACUUUUUAUUGCCUCGUUAAAAUAAGGAGCAUUCCGGUUGAUGUUCAUAUGACUGAUUUCUACUCGAGGCUAUAGGAGAAACUGCGAAAUGGAGACGUUUACAAUCCACGACAUGCUGAUAAACUCAACGGACCUCAACAGGAUUUUGUGCAGUUUUGGGAUCAAGAAUAUUUCCGAGUGCGAGAGCGAGCAAGACGUCUUACCAGAACCCAAAGACAUCAACCAGACAGUGCGGAUCGCCCUCUACAGCCUCAUCUUCCUCCUCAGCGUGCUGGGGAACAGCCUCAUCAUCGCCGUCCUGGUCAGGAACCGGCGUAUGAGGACUGUCACCAACCUGUUCCUGCUGUCUCUGGCGGUCAGCGACCUGAUGGUGUCCCUAGUCUGCAUCCCCUUCACCCUUAUCCCCAACCUCAUGAGGGACUUCAUCUUCGGCAACGGCAUAUGCAAGCUGGUGAUGUAUUUCAUGGGUGUCUCUGUGAGCGUCUCCACCUUUAACCUGGUAGCCAUCUCCCUGGAGCGCUACAGUGCCAUUUGCAACCCCCUCACCUCCAGGGCGUGGCAGACAAAAUCCCACGCUGCCAAGGUCAUCACUGCCACCUGGUUGGGGUCUUUUAUACUGAUGCUGCCCUACCCCAUUUUUAGCACCCUCAAGCCCUUCACCCGGCUCAACAACAGCACCGGGCACAUGUGCCGCCUGGUGUGGCCCAACGACAUCAUCCAGCAGUCCUGGUAUGUGUCCCUAUUGUUGCUGCUCUUCCUUAUCCCUGGGAUCGUCAUGAUGACAGCCUAUGGACUCAUCUCAAUAGAGCUCUACCGGGGCAUCAAGUUUGAGAUGUCCAACAGGAAAGUUGGCAGAGACAGACAGUCCAGCACUAGCAGCAUUAAGCCAGGUGACAGUGAUGGCUGUUACCUGCAGCCGUCCAAAAAGAAGAGUUUGACGAUGAACACCGGUAGCUCCAUGGUGGGCCGCGUGUGUGGCAGCGGCAGCUCCACGUCCAACCUGAUGGCUAAGAAACGUGUUAUCCGAAUGCUGCUGGUCAUUGUGUGUCUCUUCUUCCUGUGCUGGACCCCCGUCUUUGUGGUCAAUGCAUGGCAAGCUUUCGACCGGCGUUCGGCCUACCGUCUCACUGGCGCGCCGAUCUCCUUCAUCCACCUGCUCUCCUACACCUCAGCCUGCGUCAAUCCCAUCAUUUACUGUUUCAUGAACAAGCGCUUCCGCCAGGGUAUGCUGGCCACCUUCUCCUGCUGCAGGUGUUUCAGGAGGGGUGGCGGAGGCAGUAGCGGCUUGACGAGGUCAGCUGGAAGCAGACUAACCCAAGGGGAAGCCGGCAGACCGCGAGAGGGGCCCAAGAGCCCUGAGCAGAAUGGUCAUACGUCACCAAGUGGAACCAGCACACGCUUCACCUACACGGGCAUCCGUGCAUCAGCCUGGAGUGAGCUGACUUAAGUCGGAUUGAUCCGUCUGUGCACCUAGUGUACUGGCCCAAGUGCAAGCAUAUGAUGGAGAGCUGUGGUUUGUUGUUUUUGUGAAAAGCUGUCACAGUGCUUACGAGACUGAGCACUAUUUUAAUGUGACAAGUAGGCAGAGACUGUGGAGCAGAUGGGGUGUGCCGUCCGUAAAGUCACAGCUAAUCAGCUGUGACUUUAUCAUAAAUGUUUCUAUAUAGCUUGCAGAGUGGCCGACUGAUGCCUGUUCAUACUUGCUUUUAGGGCCCACAAGCUUGUCGAAGAAGUGCAAAGUUCUGAUGAAGCAGAGAAUCAGUUCUCAUUUUACUUGCUUUUGUUUUAUACACGCUUAAAACUGCUUCUGAACUGUACAGUAACCUAACAGUAUUUACACAUGCUUCAUUUGAUCCACGUGCACUAGGUGGGCAGCUUUUCAAAUAACACGCAGUGCCAAAGAGAGGUCAAUUUUUAUAAUUUUAAAUGGGUUAAUUGAUGCACUGAUAGUUCAAUAAAGUUUUACCUUUUUUUAAAUAGCUUAUCUAAAGAUUUAAUGAUGUUAGUCUGAAUAAAUUACAAUGGUGAAAAAUGACCUUUUAAGCCAACAUGACCUUUAAGCAUAAAUAAAUAAAUAAAACCCCAUCUAUCUUUUAUAAAAUGACAAAUGAGAAACUAAACAAAUGUGCUUUAGCUUUUAUUUAUAAAUGACAACCACUGAUUUCCAGUUAUUUUGUAAUGUAUCCAAAUGUGCUUUCUAAAGCUUUUAAUAUGUGUUAUUCUUUGUAUUAUUAAUAUCGUUAAAAUUGUUGUGCAACAGCAAGUUUUUAAACAUAAGUAAACGCCGACUUAAAGAAAACAUUUAACCUGGAUGUCAUCUGGAGCUGGAAAGUGGCUAGCUUAGCAAUUAGCAAUGUUAUUAAUGGCAAGAAAAGUGAAAUAAAGCUAUUAAUGGCGGGAAAAUCUAGAAAACACUAUUGGUGGGAAAUGUAAAACAGAGCUAUUAAUGGCAGGAAAAACUGAAAUAACGCUCUUAAUGGUGGGAAGAACAUUAAAAAUGCUAUUUAGGGCGGGAAAGUGGAAUAAAGCUUUUAAUGGAAGGAAAAGGCGGGAAAAUGCUAUUAAUGGCGGGAAAUGUAAAAUAAAGCUAUUAAUGGCAGGUAAAAGAUACUCUAUCAAUACGAAGAAUCCUACUAUU
Pelmatolapia mariae (spotted tilapia) is the source of this 2728-nucleotide messenger RNA. It is a transcript of the gene cckar, whose product is annotated as cholecystokinin A receptor. Gene Ontology annotation, biological process: neuropeptide signaling pathway. The record is from RefSeq and is a predicted model, not a curated record. Lineage: Eukaryota; Metazoa; Chordata; Actinopteri; Cichliformes; Cichlidae. The coding region runs from base 179 to 1537 and encodes 452 amino acids. Gene Ontology annotation, cellular component: plasma membrane. The transcript is spliced from 6 exons. Gene Ontology annotation, molecular function: gastrin receptor activity; neuropeptide receptor activity.